GGUGGCAAAGGCCGCCAAAGGACCACGAUGCGCUCUCGGCGCUUUCUUCAUCCCCUCGGUCAGCGACGGCCCGCGAUGGCGCCUCCGGAGCCGGGCCUGUUGUGUCGGCUGCGAGGCCGGCUUGCGCGCCUUGCGCCCUGGCUGUGCCACGGCUUCUCCUGCCCCGGGGCGCCGGCGCUUAAGCGGCGUCUGCUGGCGGCCGGGCUGUGCUGUUGCACCGUGCUGGUCUUGUACGCCGCCAGCAGCCUGCGGGAUCCGCCGCCCGUGUGGGGCCGCGGCAGCGACGGGGGCGACGAGCGACGGACAGCGACGACCGUCCUCAUGUGGUGGGUGCCCUUCGGGCGCAAACAGCCCUUGGACGCCUGCGAGCGCCGCUUCGGCAUCCGCGAUUGCAACCUCAUCACCGACCGGGGGCGCCAGCUGGAGGCGCAGGCUGUCGUCUUCCACAACUGGGAGCUCAUGAGCAGUGGCCCCAAGAACCUGCCCCGGGUUAGGCCCCCUGGGCAGCGCUGGGUGUGGAUGAACUUGGAGUCACCCACGCAUACCCGAGGCCUCCGGGACCUGGCGGGCAUCUUCAACUGGACCAUGUCCUACAAGGUGGACUCGGACAUCUUCGUGCCCUACGGGUAUCUCCGCCCCAGCCAGACACCCGCCCCGCACCUCUCCAUGCCCAGGAAGACCAAGCUGGUGGCCUGGGUCAUCAGCAACUGGAAGGAAGAGCAGGCCCGGGUACGCUAUUACCGCCAGCUGAAGGACCACCUCCCCAUCGACAUCUACGGUGCCCACGGCCUAAAGCUGAAGAACAACAGUGUGGUCAAGACGGUCUCUGAGUACAAGUUCUACUUGGCCUUCGAGAACUCCCAGCAUCCAGACUACAUCACUGAGAAGCUCUGGAGGAACGCCUUCACAUCCUGGGCAGUGCCCGUCGUGCUUGGCCCCGCGAGGUCCAACUAUGAGCGUUUCAUUCCCCCCGAUUCUUUCAUCCAUAUCGACGACUUUGCCAGUCCCAGGCAGCUGGCCCUUUACCUGAAAUUCCUAGAUAAAAACAAGAGCCAGUACCGGAGGUAUUUUGCCUGGAGGAAGCAGUACGACGUGCAGACGAUGUUCUUCUGGGUGGAACACGGCUGCAGGGUUUGCGACGCAGUCAGGGCUGCGGGCAAGCAACCCAAGACCAUCCAGAAUCUAGCCAACUGGUUUGAGAGUUGACCCCGUGUGGGGUUAGCUGGGGUUUCUUCUUGGUGUAAUUAAGGGGAGUAUGUGACGGGUUAAGGGUCUGGGGUGGCAGGUUCUUGUAUAGAUGUCUACACCAAAAAAAGGGAAAUCCUUGGAGUUUUGUCUAAAGGCAAAUUUGCAAGUUUGGGUUGCUUGCCUCAUGGAGAGUCGGAAAGGAUGUUGGGUCUAGAUAGGAGAACAGCAUUUUAAUGAUUCUGUAUGCAAUUCCCCCAGCACUUUGAAAGCUAGCACUUUAGUUCUUGCUGAUGUAUUACUGUAUCAUUGUUUAAUUAUAGUUACCCAUAAAUGCAAUUCCUCUAUCUAGACACACACACCUGAAUUGCAAAACUAAUAGCCCCAGGACUCUGCCAAAUAAUUUUGCCAAACAUGUAGCUCAACAGUGAUUUUGCAGGGUGUUUUUGAGGUGGUGACUUCUCACAAGUGGACUUGUGGCAUGAUGAUGCCUGAUUUUGAGCAUGGCCAGCCAGUUUGGGAUGGUGACUUGCCAGCUCCAGGCUCUGCCCAUAUUUUUAAGCUUUUCCAUUUCACCGUGCCCCACGAUGGUCGAUCGCUGAUUGAUGGUUCCACGAGCCUAACCAUCGUGACUAAAUUCCCCGGUAAUGUCAGAAUGUAAUCUCACCAUGUAUGCACCGCAGGUAAAUGAUUGCAUAACAGAAGACCAGUGAUACUAUCUUACCUAUUACCAAAUGGUAAUUGCAGAUUCAGGACAUUGAAAUAUGUGAACUUACCUUGACAUGGGUUUUCAAAGAUGGUCUUAUAAGUGCAGCUAAAUUAAAUCGCAUCAUUGGGCGCUGAUAGGCCCAGUGCUGCUUCAGAACCAAUGUUCACCUAAAUCCAUCCCAUCAUGGUCUUCCGUAGCUGAAUCCAUAGACUCUGCACAGACCAAGCACACGGUGCUGAGGACUUAAAUAUUUGUUUCUGUAACCAUCCUUUCCCGCCAUGAUAGCUCUUUUGGAUUGAUGGCCUCCACUGUACUUAAGGCUUACCUCAACCUGGAAUGGGGAGCCUACAGCCCCCUGCAAUGCAGGAACAUGCAGCUGUCCUAUAUGGGGAUCGAACCUGCAACUUUGGUGUUAUCAGCACCACAGUCUAACCAACAGCUAUCCAGGCUCAAUAGCAUUUGUUUUCAUCUUGUGUUGCUGGGAAUUCAGAUUCCUUUGAAGCUUGUGAGAGAUUCCUUGGAGAGAAAUUCAACAACAGUGGGCAAGUUUAUGGGGUGGGGACUAGCUUAUCCACUACUACCGAUCUUCUAUAAUAUGCUGGCGUGGUAUGUGUGUGUUCAGGCACACUCUUAUGGUGAAGACAGACAUCAUAAUACAGAAAUCUCACUUGGCUUUUCAACUUUCCGAUACCUGUGAAUCAAACACUGGCUGAGCCAUCAGCCUUCCCCAGCCCCCCAUUCCCAAGUUUUUGGAGGGCUAUGUUUUGAAUUUAAAAAUAUUAAGUGCCAAAUUCAUGUUUCUAUGUUCAUCCAUUAUAUAUAUAUAUAUAUAUAUUAAUGCUCUGAAAUGGAAGAAGUGUAUUGCACCACAGCAUGCCUUCUUCUGCAAAUUUGUGGAGCUGUUUCUUCCUACCGCAAAGACCUUGAGAGCGCAAGGUACAUGGCGUACUGAAAGGAAGGGUGCUUUCAAAGUAGAUCUGCUGGUUUACAAGUCAAGUAUCUUGUCUGUCUCCAUAUUUAGUUCGUUGGCGGAGCCCAGCCGUGCCCUGCAGGUAUGGAGAGAGGAGCGCAUAGCUCAGUGACUGAACACAUGCAGAACAUCUCAGGUUCAAUCCAUGAUAUAUCUCCAGUUUUAGAAAGGAGCAGGAAGGCAGUGAUUGACAGUAUAUAUUGACAAUAUAUGUUGACAAUAUAUGUUGACAAUAAUACUGAUUGACAGUAUAUGUUGACAAUAAUGAAUUACCGGUAGAUUAACCAGCUAUCUGACUUGGUAGCUUUGUUUGUGUUUUCAUGGAUUCGUGUCUGAGCUGCUGUGAUUAUUACACACACAGACAAAUCUGUGUUGGCAACUUUUUUCCUAGGUGUUAAAACUUGAAUCACACUCCUAAAGAUGGUUUUAAUAGCAAUAAGCCUUUCUCUGUGAACCCUCAGAGAAAUCCCAGCAGGCAAGAAUUGCACAGACACACGCACAAGCACACAAAAAGGUGUGGGUGUCAGGACAAACAAACAGCCAGCCCUUUAGAGUAUAAAGUAUUUCUUUCACUAAAAAUAACUAGUUGUGCCCAGAGAGAAAAAUGAAGAGAGCCAAAACAGGAAGAAACAAUUUAAAAUGUCUUCGGCGCCUGAGUUGGGAGUUUUGUGUUUGUUUACAGGCAUUUGUGUAAUUUUCCCCAUGUUCUCAUAAGAGGGGAAAAUUUGACUUGAUCUGUGACUUCAUCAGAACUUUUUAUAUUUUUAUUUUAGUAUCAUGAGCCUGUAUUGUGCAAUGAUUAAUCUGCAAAACUCAAAAUACCCUGAUUGACAGGUGCUAUGCAAGUCAGGGAAGUUCCCAAUUUAUAUUCAUGAUGAACUUUGCCUAUCUGCAAAUGGAGAAUGUGGAUUUUUAGGGGAAUUGUUCUGUGGGGCUGAGAAGAGAAAAAAGUAUGAAUGUAUAUUUGUUUUUAAAGGCAGGGAGCCAGAGGCCGAGUGAAGAAUUGCCACCUCUUGACCAACAGACUCCCCAUAAUAACAAAAUACUUCUUUUCUGCCAGUUUUAGCAGAAACUGAAGAUGUGUGUUUACUUUUCCCUUCUCAAUAAGCUUGAUAGCUAGUAAUUGUAAAUGUGACCAGACUCAGAAGCAUGGGCUUUUUCUCUGGUUGCUGGAUUCUACUUUAGACUCCUGUCUAAAAUAUAAAUAUAGUCUGGCCCCCCACAAGGUGUGAGGGACAGUGGACCGGCCCCCUGCUGAAAAAGUUUGCUGACCCCUGUCCUUAUCAGAAGAUUAACAGUUUUGAAUGAUCUUUUUUGUGGUUUGUACAGAAGGGACGUGGGUGGCGCUGUGGUCUAAACCACAGAGCCUAGGGCUUGCCGAUCAGAAGGUCAGCGGUUCGAAUCCCCACGAUGGGGUGAGCUCCCGUUGCUCGGUCCCUGCUCCUGCCUACCUAGCAGUUCGAAAGCACGUCAAAGUGCAAGUAGAUAAAUAGGUACCGCUCUGGCGGGAAGGUAAACUGUGUUUCCGUGCGCUGCUCUGGUUCGCCAGAAGCGGCUUAGUCAUGCUGGCCACAUGACCCGGAAGCUGUACGCUGGCUCCCUCGGCCAAUAAAGCGAGAUGAGCGCCGCAACUCCAGAGUCGGUCACAACUGGACCUAAUGGUCAGGGGUCCCUUUACCUUUACUGAAGGAAAUGAAAACGAUAUUGCUACCUAUUAGACUUGGGCAAUGUUUUAAUAAUAGCAGACCGAAGACAUAAUUUAUUUAGAGAGAAAAUAAAGUGUUGCUUCACCACCUUGUACAAAGUCCAACCUCAAUCCAUCACUUGGAAGUUGCUUGGUUCCAAUAGGAAAAGCUUAAAUCUCUUUCCACUGAAAUCAAUGGGAUUUAAAAAGACCUACCGGUAUAAUUUUCUCCAGAAAUGCAAUCAGGUCAUGAGGGAGUGAGGGAGUACCUUUUGCAUCACCUGUAGGAAUUUCACCAGCUACAGACCAAUUUUCUAAGUGGUUAAAGAGAGGCAAAAUCCCAGUGGCUAAGCAUUUAGUGCAGUCUGUUAAGAUUCCCCCGCCCUGGCACAUUGAAUUAAGGAUAAAUAAGCCAGAGCUAAAACAAAGUGUUGCAAUGUGACGUGUUGUCGUUGACUCUGCCAGCCAUUCACCUAUAAAGAAGGUGCUAUUUAGUCAUGCUUAUGUUAUCUGCCAUCAGGAAGUUGGAUGGUGAUGUACACUCAGUGCAUCAUCCUAGCAUUCAUGUUGAAAAGUGCAUUCUAAUGUACAUUGGCACCUGAAGGAAGUCUGCUUAUGUGCACAGAUUCCCUUUGCUGAAUCAGUAUAUAUUCCAUGCAACAUCAGGAGAUGCAAUUAUAAGUGGUUAUAAUUAGGUGCAUAGAGUUCUGCUGUACGGCGUCCUUCUGUAAAACCUUAUUUCUUUCUGUUCUGACUUGCUUGCAAAAUGACCUGCUCGGAAGACCUCUUGUUUAUUUCUGACGUGUAUGUCUUAAAGUAGUAUGGGAGUGGUUCUUUUAAAAAAAAUAUUUAAAAAAUCAAGUGAGGCGUCUCAGUUAUCUGGACCAACUGAGAGACAAAUUUAUAUGGUCCUGUAUUUUUUUUUUAAAAAAAUGCAUUUCUGAUGCAUGUAACUCAGGUAAUUUUAUAUUUGCUGUCAUUCUGAUCCCAAUUUGAAAACAGAUUAUUUUUAUAUUUGCAGACCUAUUUCUGAUAAGGUGACAAUAAAAUAAGUUAAACGAAGCAUAU
Messenger RNA from Podarcis lilfordi (Lilford's wall lizard), 5616 nucleotides. NCBI's taxonomy places the organism in Eukaryota, Metazoa, Chordata, Lepidosauria, Squamata, Lacertidae. The record is from the annotation of a GenBank genome assembly.